Molecule: messenger RNA, 1548 nt
Organism: Papaver somniferum (opium poppy)
Lineage: Eukaryota; Viridiplantae; Streptophyta; Magnoliopsida; Ranunculales; Papaveraceae
Product: protein STRUBBELIG-RECEPTOR FAMILY 4-like
Exons: 4
Coding region: 1-1548 (515 amino acids)
Biological process (GO): protein phosphorylation
Molecular function (GO): protein kinase activity; ATP binding
Source: RefSeq, a predicted model, not a curated record
AUGUCAUUUAGCUUGGGAAAGUCGACUCAGGAUUGCGAUUGGCGCAGCAAAAGUGUUCUCAAGGAAACUGGUUAUCAAGCCCCAGAAAUUACAGACCCUAAAAACUCCAACCAACUGUCUGAUAUCUACAGUUAUGGAGUAUUUCUCCUUGAACUCAUAACUGGAAAAUCCCCCGCCCUUGACAAAUGGGGUGAUGAUGAUGAGGCUGGUGAUUUAGUUCAAUGGGUUAUUUAUGCUAUCCGAAGCAGUGGCACUAGCAUAUCUGUAAUGGAUACUGAUUCGCGGGCGUCAGAACCCUCACAAGUCAACUCUCUGAAGGCGGUGUUGAAGAUAGCACUAAACUGUGUUCUGGAAACUCCAGAUCAGAGGCCAACACUGAUUUAUGUGGUGAAAUUGCUCAAGGGUAUUCUUAUAGACUACAUGAAGCAAAAGGCUGAUAAUAUAUGGGAGUUUUCAUAUCAGAAAAGAGGCCCGGUCAUUGGUGUUAGUGAAGAAUCGAAGCAGAUUACAAAAGGAGUAAGUGGUAAUAAUAGCAAUACAUUUAGAUUAGGAGAUCUGGGUAGACGGCAAAAAUCUGAGUUUUCCUGUGAUCAGUUUCCUCCAUUAUUAUCAACACAUAGCAUUGUAUUUCCUGAUACUACUACUAAAGUUUCCGUUGAACUGGAAAUUCCAAAGAUAAAUCUGCCCUUCCAGGAUGAUACUAGUGUUGCAGAUUAUCGAGCACCAAAUGGCUGUGGAAAGACAACUUUGGCAAACUAUACUAUAUCUGAUUUACUGAGUGUUGAUGCUGAUGCUGGUUUAAUCGGGGAAGGAAAUUUUGGGUCUGUGAGCAAGGUUUUGGUUGGAACAACUAGUAGUGCUGCAGUCAAGAGGUUGAAGCCAGUUGACAUGGGAAUCAGGGAGUUCGAGAAGCACAUGGAAUUUGUUGGGAGCAUUAGACACGAAAAUGUAGUUGAUCUUCGGGCAUAUUACUAUUCUGACACAGAGAAGUUUCUCGUGUAUGAUUACUACGCUGAGGGUAGCGUUGCUAAGAUGAUGCAAGGAAAACCAGGAGCAAAACCCAUAUGGGGAAGUCCUAAAUGUCAUUUAGCUUGGGACACACGACUAAGGAUUGCGAUUGGCGCAGCGAAGGGCAUUGCUCAUUUACACACACUAAACAACGGAACUUUCUCCCAUGAAAUAACCGACCCCAAAAAGUCUGACCAGCUAUCCGAUAUCUAUAGCUAUGGAGUUCUUCUCCUUGAACUCAUAACUGGAAAAUCCCCUGCCCUUGACAAAUUGGGUGAUAAUGCUAAGGCUGUUGGUUUGGUUCAAUGGGUUAUUUCUGAGAUUCAUAGCAAAGGGUCCAGUAUAUAUGUAAUGGACCACGAUUCACGGUCGUUAGAACCUUCACAAAUCAACUCAAUGAGGGCAGUGUUGGAUGUAGCAAUGAAAUGUGUAUUGGCAACUCCAGAAAAGAGGCACACACUGACUUGUGUGGUGAAAUUACUUGGGGAUAUUUUGACAGACUACAUGAAAGAAAAGGCUGAACAUAAAAUAAAUGUUUAA